Molecule: messenger RNA, 2693 nt
Organism: Coregonus clupeaformis (lake whitefish)
Lineage: Eukaryota; Metazoa; Chordata; Actinopteri; Salmoniformes; Salmonidae
Product: transmembrane emp24 domain-containing protein 10
Exons: 5
Coding region: 172-792 (206 amino acids)
Biological process (GO): endoplasmic reticulum to Golgi vesicle-mediated transport; intracellular protein transport; Golgi organization
Cellular component (GO): endoplasmic reticulum; COPII-coated ER to Golgi transport vesicle; Golgi apparatus
Source: RefSeq, a predicted model, not a curated record
AAUCCACCAGACCAAACGUCAGUAGAAGCCUGGCUGUGGUAACUAGUGGAAACACCAAUCCACCAGACCAAACGUCAGUAGACCGCCUUUACAGCUGCGGCGCUAUGGAGACAUCCGAGACGUAGAGCGAGUCCUUUAGCCAGUAGCGCAUGUUUGUUUCGGCUAGUAGCCAUGGCUCGGUUCGCUGCUCUACUGCUUUUACCGGUUCUCAUUGAAUCGGUAUUGUCAAUUUCUUUCUUUUUACCGGUAAAUUCAAGGAAAUGUUUACGGGAAGAGAUCCACAAAGACGUGCUAGUCACGGGGGAGUAUGAAAUCAGCGAGCAGUCCAACACAAAAACCAACCUGAAGAUCACAGACUCGUCGGGACACACCCUCUACUCAAAGGAAGAUGCAACGAAAGGGAAGUUUGCCUUCACAACAGAGGAUUAUGACAUGUUUGAAGUGUGCUUUGAGAGCAAGUCACCCAUGGGAACUGGGAGGAUCCCUGACCAGCUGGUUAAUCUGGACAUGAAACACGGAGUGGAGGCCAAGAACUAUGAAGAGAUCGCCAAGGUGGAGAAGCUGAAGCCCCUGGAGGUGGAGCUAAGGCGACUGGAGGACCUAUCAGAGUCCAUCGUCAAUGACUUUGCCUACAUGAAGAAGAGGGAGGAGGAGAUGAGAGACACCAACGAGUCCACCAACACACGUGUCCUGUACUUCAGCAUUUUCUCUAUGUGCUGUCUGAUUGGCCUGGCCACCUGGCAGGUCUUCUACCUACGACGCUUCUUCAAGGCAAAGAAGCUCAUCGAGUAGAGAGGCACCACCACUCCGCCCAGGGGGGGAGCAGCCAAUGCUACCCGACCAACCUCCACCCUCCUCGGACUGGCUUCAGCAAAACGGCACCCUGUUCCCUGUAUAGCGACCCUGCUUUUGACCAGAGCCCCAUAGGCUGAAGUUUUGCUGAAGCCCCAUAGACUCUGGUCAAAAGCAGUUCACUAUAAAUAAAUAGGGCACUGUUUGGGACCCAUCCAAUAAUGACAAUCAAAGGGUUGAGCAGAACAACUCUACUAGUUUCGUGGGUGUGGUGGUGAGAGAGCGCCAAGGGUAGCCUAUUCUCUGAAAGACAUAUAUACCUGGGGCUCAUUCAGCAGAGUGAAACAAACAAAACAAAAAAGAGUAGAAUAUACAGAUUUUUAUUCAGAGCGAGAAUGUUCUAUGUGUUACAAUUCUAUCUGCAUCCUGCUGAAUAAGCGCCUGAUGCUUUGAGGAUCGAUUGUCAUUUAAUGUGUACAGUUUGAUUUGGAGUUAUGUUUUAUUUUGUUGGGAUGAAUGGAUGCCCCCUUGAGAGAAUGUCUAUUGCCCUUUUAUAUUGUUGUACAAAGUCUUGGCCAUGCCAAGCGAGCUAUAGGAUAUAGUGUGCUGUACGUCCCAAAUGGCACCCUAUUCCCUAUAUAGUUCACUACUUUUGACCAGGUCCCAUAGGGCUCUGGUCAAAGUAUUGCACUAGGUAAGCAAUAGGGUGACAUUUGGGACGUACCUUAUAUUCUUGAUGCCCUUUUUUUUAAGUGAAGCCUUCUAUGAACAGCAGGCGGAAUGUGGAAUAACUCGGGAGAGAGAAACUAUGGCAACCACUGAACUUCUGUGUUUUGUCAGUUUAAUUAAUUUGAAUACAUGUUUGGUAACUAAAUUUUGACAGGGUCUUUUAGUUUGUUUUGAUAUUGUAAAUGCUAUGUAGUUGCUAUCGCAGGGCAGGUAUUUUUUGGGGGAGAGGGUUUCAUAAAUUAUCAGGGAAUUAAUGGUUGGUUUUCUUUUAAAUGGCACCCUGUUCCAGAUCAAGUGCACGGGGCCCUGGUCAAAAGUAGUGCGCUAUUUAGGGAAUAGGGUGCCAUUUGGGAUGCAGUAAAUAUCAUCUUGAAAACUAGGUCAUUUCUAGGAGAACACUUGUUGCAAGUUCUUCCGUUUUUAAUUGUAUUUUAAGAUGCACAAAAGAUAACAGCCACACAUCUACGUUGCCAUCUGAACGUGUUUUAAGCCAAGUGGUAGUUCGCUGUAUAAAUUACUCCUCUCUUCCUCUUUUGAGAACCCUUGAAUCUGGCUAUUAGAACUUGACCCACACAUACAUGUCAAUCCUUAUUACUAGAAAAAUGGCAGACGACAACAUCAGAACGAGUGCUGAAAAGGAGGAUAGUAGGAUUGUACUGCCAUUGUACAUGCCAGCUUUGCAUCUGUGGUGGUUUUGUAGUAACAUGGAAAAUAUCCUAACUUCCUUGGAUGUGUUCCAUUUUGAGUAGGCUAGUGUAUUUUAAAUUUCAGGGGAAAUUAUUUGCUUCUUUAGCCUGGUCCCAGAUCUGUUUGUUUGACGACAGUGACCAUGGGAGUUGGCAAAGCAAGACAACACAAACAGAUCUGGGACCAGGCUAUUGCUUCUUGUUUUUGGGGAUCGAUUCCAAAUUACAACACUUACAUCCAAGAUCCUAGCCUGGCCAACAUUCUUUUGGAGAUAAUUAUGGGGUUUUGGUUACAUGAGGGUUUGGAGUUAGUUAAAAGAUAUUCCAACUAUUUUUUGUCAUUUUUAUUAACAUACAGUACAUACAAUUUUAACAGUGAACAUUUGCUAUGUUUUCAAUCAAUGAUUUCUGUGUUGAUUGAUAUCAAUUUUGUAAAGGUUUGUGUUGGGCUUUUAUUCAAUAAAAAUAUUGGAUGGAUUUACAAAA